AUGGCGUCGCUAGACCUGAGCCCCGAGGAGCUCAAGGCCGUCGAGCAGACGCGACAGCGCCUCUCGCAGAUCUCCGAGAGCAUUGCGAGCGUCAAGGCCGGCAUCUUUGCGAGUAAUCCUCUGCCUCAACUAAGCUCGCUGCAGGCCUCGGCCGACAUCCUGCAACACAACUUACGCAUGCUCCUCGAAAUUAACUCGCAGCAUAACGAGCUGUUCAGCCGCAUCGCUGUGCACCCCUCGACCAAUUUCCCCGGCCGCACCCAGGAGAGCAUCCUGCUCCAGCUCCUACGCAAGAAGCCCGAACCCGACAUUGCGACCGCCAUGGACGAGGGCCGUCGGGUGGUCGCGGGGCUCACCAGCCCGGCCCACGUCGCGGGAGAAGCCGCAUCCUCAGAAGACGCGGCGAAGGAGCUGGAGGAUAAAUGGACUGCGGCAAAUAGCUUCCUGCAAAAGCGUCUCUACGACUACCUCACAAAGGAGGACAACGACCCGUACACGAAAGAGGAGCGCGAGCUGGGCAUCGAGAACGUGCGCGCCGGCUUGCGGAGACCGCUCGAGGAGGACGAAGAGGACGAAGACGAAGACGAGGAUGAGGAGAAGGACGACGAUAUCAUGGAGAUCGACCGACCGCCUCCGCCGCCGGCGCCAGCCGUGGUAACGCAAGAGGUUGAGGGUGCUACGGUUGAGAAUAUUAUGCGGUUUGCGUCGAGGGGAGAGUUUGUUGCUGGUUGA
Messenger RNA from Durotheca rogersii, 732 nucleotides. RefSeq names its product mediator of RNA polymerase II transcription complex subunit 8-domain-containing protein. The transcript is spliced from 2 exons. Bases 1 to 732 code for a protein of 243 amino acids. Gene Ontology annotation, cellular component: mediator complex; core mediator complex. The record is from RefSeq and is a predicted model, not a curated record. Gene Ontology annotation, molecular function: RNA polymerase II cis-regulatory region sequence-specific DNA binding; transcription coregulator activity. NCBI's taxonomy places the organism in Eukaryota, Fungi, Ascomycota, Sordariomycetes, Xylariales, Xylariaceae. Gene Ontology annotation, biological process: regulation of transcription by RNA polymerase II.